UCGCUUCACUCCUAAAACCCUCUCUCGUCGUUCUUCUUAAUCCCCGAACCCUCGUUCCCGAUCACCAAAAACCUUGGAGCAUUUCCCGAUUCGAGCGUUGGUGUUGUCUCCUUCUCUCGAUCCGUAGAAAUUUAUGAUCGCGAUCCCCUUUUCUGAAUCGAUUUCAUGAUCAAAAUCUCCAACCCUAACCCUAAUUUGCUGCUUGAAUCCUGAUUCUCCAAAUACGUGGGCAACCGUAAGGACAAAUCAAAUUUACUAUGGAGCAUGAAAGUAGUGAGGAGAAUACCCCUGGUCAAGUCAGGUCUAGAAAAGUACUUCCUGGAAUGCUCGUUGAGAAUGAUUCCGUUCCAGCGGAUAUACAGACGAUGGAAGUAGACAUGCAGGAUUCUGGAAGCAAUAUUGAAUCUCCAACUCCUGAGAAGCCUGAAUCUAGAAGGAAGGCAAAUCUUGAUUCUUCUCUUCCUAGAAAACUACUCAUGAAGGAUUUUGAAUUUGUUAACAGUCACGUAGCUGCUGUUCGGCGAAGCACUCUCCUUUCCAGUGAUGAUAAUUCUUCAUCUUCAGGGUCUUCUCAAGGAAUUACCCAUCUUCAAGACAAAUCUCUGAAGGAGAAAUCAAUUGAACUUCCAGAAAAAUUGCAAACUUUAAUAACCCUUUUCAACCGUAUGGAGAGUUCUAUAAGGUUGCUUCGGCUGUGUAAGAAGCUGCCAACUUUUCGAAACAUUUGCACUCAGGUGGAGGUACUAAGUAAAAGGAAAUUCUUAAGCAGCCAGCUUGCACAGAUGAAGUAUUUAUUUCCUGAAGCUAUUCAAAUAAACAAGAUACUUGUGCAUGAUGAGAAAACUUUAUGCAUGAUUCCAGAUAUGAAAAUUACUCUAAUGAUGAAUGUUGUAGAAAACCGACAAACGGAGGGAUCUAUUUCUAUGGCUUUAUGCCAAGCUUUUCAAGAAAAGGUUUCGAGUUUUUUCAUUGCCCAUCAAGAGGGCACUGAUAUACCCGAGGCCAUGCUACCAGAACCUUUUAAUUCAGGAAGCUUCCGCAACACUCUGCUCGAGGGAUCAUCUGCUGAACUACCACUGCCAAAUUCUGGUGAUCUAGCAUCAUUAAAUGCCUCCCAUCUUCCUCCAUCAUUCCGGAGACUGAUUUCUCAGAAAGUUAUGGCCACGAAAACACAAAGAACUCGGAUACUUGCUUCACCAGCAUUGUCAGAAUCUCUAUGCAAUGAUGGUGAACAUAUUGAAACUAGGAGUCCUCAGAAGCAAGAUGACCAUGGCUCUUUCUCAAACAUCCACAUUCCUGCAACAACUUUAUGCACGCCAGCAAAAGUUGACUCAAAUUUAGAGAAAGUGAUUAUUGAAACCCCCGCACAGCAGAUGCCUAAAAGACCAGUGCCCACUCCAGAUAGAAAGUUGGUGGCAGAAGAUGAAGAAGAACUUUCUGAAGCUAGAUUGACCACCCCAGCUCGUAGAUCACUGAUUUACUCACCAUCAAAAACUGAUGGAAAUAUGGAAGAACCAGUUCAUCAAGCUGUAGCCACAAAAGGAAGCCUUUUGGGAGAAGAGACUAGUGGAUUGCUCACUAAAUCUCUACCUGUGGAACCUGAUACUGUAGCUGGUAUUUUUGAAGAGGGCAACGUUAGCCAAGUCAGCAUAGAGAAGUGUGUGGAGAAGCAAGCUUGCCUGCCUAACAUUUUUGACACUAUCUGCCUCAUUACUUGUUCUUCCAAUUGUUCUCUAAUCACAAAACAGGAGCUUGUGCACAAGAUUAUCUCAAACAACUUAGAGAUUGAGGAGACAGGAGAAGUAGAAGAGCAGUUGGUGAUGUUGGAACGGUUGGCUCCAGAUUGGAUUUGUAAGAAGGCUGUAGCUUCUGGAGAAUUUCUCUACAGUAUUAAUCAAAUAUCCAAUCUGAAAACAGUUCGAGCAAGGAUUGCCGAUGGCGUCUACUGAGACUUGUUGAGCAUAUCCGUGAGGCUGUCAUUUUCUUUUUCUUCGAUUAGCUGAUGACGAUGCAUGUUUUCGCGGGGGAUUCAAGGCCUGUGGGGAUUGAUCUUUUGUUCUUGCAGAGUUAUAUCUAGAUCUACGAGCACUCGCUCUAUCAUUUGGUUGCAUUGAGAUAGAGCUAGGAGAACGUGAGGUAUUAUUGGUUGUGACGUUAGCAUUCGUAGGUGUGCUUGAUGACUCUGGUUCAAGGAAAUAGAUAAGAGAUUAAUUACUGAGAUUCAAACUCCAAUGACGGUAUCAUUCUCCCCACGCGAAGAUGAGGAUGAGCUAUCAGUUAUAAGAGCUGCCACCAUUUCGGAGGUAAAUCCAUAUCGGCUAUGCCAGUAGUCUUUGCAGAAAGGAACUCAAUGUCCUUAUAGGUCGGAAAUAGUUUAUUACUACACUUCACGUAGGCUAGAUUCUCCUGAAUAAAAUUGUUAACA
This is a messenger RNA of Ananas comosus (pineapple), 2425 nucleotides long. RefSeq names its product CDT1-like protein a, chloroplastic. NCBI's taxonomy places the organism in Eukaryota, Viridiplantae, Streptophyta, Magnoliopsida, Poales, Bromeliaceae. The transcript is spliced from 9 exons. Gene Ontology annotation, cellular component: nucleus. Gene Ontology annotation, biological process: regulation of DNA-templated DNA replication initiation; DNA replication checkpoint signaling; DNA replication preinitiation complex assembly. Bases 258 to 1949 code for a protein of 563 amino acids. The record is from RefSeq and is a predicted model, not a curated record. Gene Ontology annotation, molecular function: DNA binding; DNA polymerase binding.